CAUAAAUCCAUAAACCGCAACGGUUGGGGUUUGCCGGCUCGGGAGUUGUUCGUUUAAGACAAUUCAAGGGUAUUUUGAGUCUCUGAGUCUCCAAAUUUUACAAAUUACCUAUUCAAUGCCCUUUUUGCCGAUAUAUUCAUAUUACUCUCUCUUUCCCCUUUAAUUUCUCUUCUUCUAAUCCGGCGUCUAAAGUAGUCUUCUUCUUUUUCUUACUCUUAUCUCCCUAUCUCACCUAUCUCACCAAUCCGUGACGUCGAUCUUUUUCCUCAUCCUUAUCAAACAUGGCCUUGUUCGUAGACCUCGACGAGGAGGCUGAGCCACCUCAGACGCAUCAUUACGGCCUGAAACCUCAGUGGAAUGGCGAGAGAAUACAGCAGCAGCUACAACAGCUGUCGUCGGGAGCUGAAGGGACAGCUCCGGCUAAGAAUGAGGAGGGACAGAGCCAGCCAAACAUAAUAGACCGCGAACCCGAGAACCUCAACGAGCAUAAUGGGAUGGCGGAGGCUCUCGGAUGUUAUCCUAUCGUUAUGGCGAUUGCGUCGUCCAUCGAUCUAAACACUCUCGAUAACCUAUCCAAAACCUGUCGUCAGGUACGCCAGGCCCUCCUGCAAUACCGCAGCGUAGUCCUCGCGCACACACUCCAUUGCGCCUACGAAGACGUCCCUAUCGACCCCGAAGCUACCUUCCGCUAUCGUGCCCUCGCAUGGAACUUGUUUGGUACGGAAGACGGUCGAAUCGGGGACCCCAGUGGCAAGAGCGGGAGCUGCGCGAGGGAUAUGGUGGCCGAGUGUAGGAGGUGCGGGACGGUCGUCUGCCGGAACUGCACGAUCAAACAACCCUCCCGAAGCAUGCUCCGGGACAGACAUCGCCGACUCUGUGUCCCGUGCAGCAAAGCUCCGCUCGGAAGCCUUGUGAAACCACAACUACGGGCCGACACCACAGCGGACGCGGACGAGAUGCGCCUAGCGAUAUGCACCUGCGACUCGGAAGGGGUCUGGCUCUGCCAACCCUGCGGGAAGAGCAUCCGCGGAGCCGACCACGACUACAAGUCCAUCUGGAAGUGGCGCAACCUAUACGGCGAAGUCCUCGGCGGCCUCGGCACGGGCAUCGGCGAAGGCGACCGCGGCGUCAUCUGCGGCCGCGAAGCCGCGUGCUGCGGCUCCAAAGAACGCGAGCAGGAAACGGACUGCGAUGCCGCGGACGCGCGCGAGCAAGACGAGAUUAAUAGUAACUUCGGCAACGGCAACGGCAGUUUAUCCCCCUGGACAACGCCCUCCCCCGCCUCCUCCGUCACCGGGUCUCCUCCGGGUGAACGACGGACGCCUAGCCCGCAGCUACGGCCCGGGUACGCGCGCCACGAGAUCGAGGGGAUUGGUGGGGUUGUGAAGACUAAGCUCAUGCGCAUGGUGCGCGUGGGGGCGUGUGUGCCGGAGUGGGAGGACGAGAAGAAGAAGGGGGAGAUUUUGGGGCGGGAGGUUAGGGGGGAGAGUCGGAGUUGGUGUGGAUGGUGCUGGAGGGUUAUUCCUGGGAAGAAGGACUGGGAGGGGGUUGUUGUUAAGGCUGGGGAGGGGGAGAGGGGGGAUAUGGGGAAGGGGAAGGGGAAGAUGAAGAUGGUUGGGGAGGAGGAUAGGGAAUGAGUGAGAGUGAGGUUUAGGAAUACGGUGUUGAGUUAUGAGGAUAUGAGACUAUUUGGGCAUUUUGGGAGGCGAGAGAAAAGGGAGUGGGAAAAGUCUUGAUGCAUAUAGAGUUUAAUGAACCGAGCCGAACUGAACUGAACUGAACCGAACUGCAUCGCGUCCCGGAUAUGAGGGCGCGGAUGGGUGGAUCAUGGGUGGUUUGGGGUGAGAGCUUGGGCUUCGACUGACCUGGGUACUUACGUAUCAGUAUGAAUAGGUACAUGAGGAACUUGGGGUGCGUGGGUAACUAAUAGAAAUGAUAUAUGACCACGUAAAUAAAAAUUCAUGGGCUG
This is a messenger RNA of Annulohypoxylon maeteangense, 1969 nucleotides long. RefSeq lists its product as uncharacterized. Lineage: Eukaryota; Fungi; Ascomycota; Sordariomycetes; Xylariales; Hypoxylaceae. The transcript is spliced from 4 exons. Bases 282 to 1637 code for a protein of 451 amino acids. The record is from RefSeq and is a predicted model, not a curated record.